UUGUGCAUCUCCCUACUGAUCUCUGUAUACAGCUUUUCUUCCCUACUUAACGAUUCUGUAAUAUUGAAGGACUAUUGAAUGCCGCUUGGAUAUUAUGUUCUAAUAAUACGUCACGUUGUUUUGGCAGCACUGUUUUCAAUAAAAUGGCAGCCACGACGGGGGGAAUACUCUUUGGAGGACUCGGAAGUGUGUUGAGAUAUAAUAUAGGCUGCAAUAAUCACAGCAAUAUAUUAUUACAAAUACGUAACUACGCUGCAAGAAAGGGCACAAGGGAAAAAGCACGUAAAGCAAAAGUCAAAACUGUAGUUGAAAAAAUUGGUUUUAUCCCACAAACCCAAAGAAAAGAAUAUUUAUUGAAGCGUGCUACAAAGUUGAAGCCUGUCAUAGUAGAUGAUUCAUGGAAAAGAGCACCAAUUGAUAAUGUGUGGCCAGGAAAGUAUUUUCAAUGGAAGGUUUAUUCAUUUCAAGAGGCAAUAGAAUGUCAUCGUGAAACUCAUCAUCCCACUUCUUAUAAUGAACCAAAUGCAUUUAUUAAUGCUCUUAUCGAAUUGGAUCUAACGGGAGAGAAGAAAAAUAAACUCGUAGGUAGCUUCACCCGAGUAGUAUCCAUACCACACAAAUUUGAUCACGGAGAAAAAAGAACUGUUCUUGCAUUUUGUAAAACUGCAGAAUUACAGAAACUAGCGACUGAUGCUGGAGCCACGGCUGUUGCUGGACCAGAGGAUAUCAAGGAAAUUCAGAUGGGAAAUAUGUCUCUAUCUGAUUAUGACACUGUAGUGGCCCAUCCGAAUAUUUUGACUGAAAUGCUUAUUAUUAGAGGUUUGAUGAAAAAGAAAUUUCCGAAUGCAAGAAAUGGUAAUUUGGAUGCCAACAUAGCUGGCAUCGUAGACAAAUACAUAAAUGGCAUUAAGUAUACUGCCACGCCACACGAACAUAAAAAGGAUUAUGGUGUUAUCAACGUUCCAUUUGGCACACUCACCAUGGAUGUACAGCAUCUUGAAGAAAACUUCAAGUUGUUACUACAAAGUGUUAAUGGGGCACGUCCAAAACGGGAAGGUCCUUUCAUUACCAGAGUCCGUUUGGAAAGCGCGCCGUCCAAGGAACUCUUCAAAAUAGACUUCAGUCAAUACAUCACCGAUAAAGUUACCAAAAUGGACGAGCAUGACGAUGAAGAUGAAGAUGAUGAUGAGCCAGAACAAGUUGUUAGGUCGAUUUAAAGAAUACUAACAAAGUCUACAGUACAAAUAUGUAAAGUACCGUUUAAAUCGUUUUCUCCACGAUACAACGGCAAUACCAACAUAAAGGUCCGCAUCAGACUACAUAAAAUAUAUUAUUUAAUCCUUUAACGAAAGUUGUGGAGAUUGGAAGAAGGCGAUGAGCGGUGAUUGUUAAUACAGCGAAUAUACGAAAUAUACUUUCCA
Messenger RNA from Cephus cinctus (wheat stem sawfly), 1421 nucleotides. It is a transcript of the gene mRpL1, whose product is annotated as 50S ribosomal protein L1. NCBI's taxonomy places the organism in Eukaryota, Metazoa, Arthropoda, Insecta, Hymenoptera, Cephidae. Bases 144 to 1217 code for a protein of 357 amino acids. The record is from RefSeq and is a predicted model, not a curated record. The transcript has 8 exons.